AUGAGUCAUUCAGUAAAGGUGAGUGUUUGGUUUGGUUAGAUAAAAUAAAACGACUAACGAGAGAAUCGAGUCGAUUGAGUGAAUUCAUCUGAAGCGACUUUGAGAUAAUUUGUUUAUACAUUCAGUGUAAUAAUCGAUGUCGUAUUGUUUCAACACUUUCAACUUCCAAAAUAUAUCUGAUUCAGUCUGAAUGCUGUUCCGUUAUUUUGAAUUUUGAAGAAAAAAAUGGCAUUAUCCGGAGAAACAAAACUAGAUGUUCAUCGUAAUAAUGUUUUCAUUACCAUGAAUGAAUUCAGAGAACAGAAUCUCUUCUGCGACGUAACCCUGGAUAUCGAUGGUACGUUGUUCCCUUGUCAUCGUCUUAUUUUGAUGGCCUGGUCUCCUUAUUUUCGAACAAUGUUCAAUGGAAAUUUCAAGGAAAGCAGUACAAACACCAUUUCCAUUCAAGAAAUUGGCGCAAAAACAAUGGAAAUAAUUUUGUACGCUGUUUACACCUCCCGAAUUAAUUUUCUUCCAGAAAAUGUGUACUUUAUACUGAAAGCGAGUCAUUUAUUCCAAAUGGACGUUAUCUUCAACGCAUGUGUGAACAGUAUUAUGAUGAAUGCGACUCAUAUUCAUUACUUGAUCGAAACCUGUUUGUUUGCUAAAACCAUCGAACUUCAAAAGUUGUACAAUUGUUGUGUUGAGGGGAUAGCAGUCGAUUUCUUACACUGGGGAAAGACUGACAGUUUUCUACAUCUCACAUUUGACACAGUGAAGGAUGUAUUGUCAAAGGUCGAUUCUGCAUAUUAUAGUUUCUCCGAUGAUGACUUUCUUGCGACGAUUAUCAAAUGGUGUAAAAAUAAUCACGCCAGUGCAAGGGAUAUCAAAGUACUCGUACAAACUCCUAAAUUUAAUAACAAAGCCCUUGCGGCAUCUCUGCUGGCGGAAUUGGUUCUCAGCUGUGGCAGUUCAUUCUUGAAUAGUGAAUGUAAAAAUGAAAAUGCCGACGAUAAACUUCAAUCAAAUUGCGAUAUGAAUUUUAAUGUCUAUUUGCACGGUGUCGAUGUUAAAAGUGGAGCCAAAGGAUGGGGAACAUUGAAGCUGAAUAACUCAUUUGAUAAGUAUACACUAUUGAACUUUCGACCUGAAGAUUAUUCAUUCAGAAGAAUAUGUCUUAUCGGAACGAAGAUUUAUUGUUUAGAAUGGGAUCGGCUGAAAGGAAACUGUGGUUUUUAUUGUUACUCUGAAGACAACGCUAGAGUAACAUUGCAAACACCAGCAAAUUUUGCUUGCCACGACGGGAGCUGUAAUUUCGAAAUGAUGGCGGUAGAGAACAAUAUUUAUCUAUUUUAUCCACUCACUAAUACUGACAUUUGGGUUUACAAUUGUGAAGUGAACUCUUGGCAGUGCCAAAAUUUCAGAGUUUUCACAAAUCGUUGUACCGAACCAGCUCUGCAGAAUUAUUCAAAAUGGUCUGCUCUCGCGUCUUUGGAUCAUGUUAUAUAUGUUAUUGGAUGUAAAGGCCAUACCGGGUAUUCUGAUGAAAGAUAUAUUGCAAAAAUCGAUACUCGUACUGACAGUACAACCAGGAAUUACGUGACAUUCCCCAAACCGUUUCAACAUGAAAAUGCAGCCGUCUGCGCAUUUGAUGGAAAAAUAGCUAUUUCCGGCUCCGACCACGGCGGCAUUUUGCGCAAUACUUUCAGUAUUUUUGACGUGACAGCUGGUCAAUGGAGAACUGAUCUAAAACCCAUGAAUGAUGGCAGAGCAAGACACAAAUUGAUUCAUCAUGAUGGGUUCAUCUAUACAUUGGAUAGUAGUCCAUUUACGAAGAACGAAAAAUACGACGUUGGUUUGAAUACGUGGAUCGAAAUGCCAAGUUUACCAAAUCGUGUACAAUUCGUUAAUUCUGAUUCAGUAAACGCUACGAUUGGCUGUAAACAAAUAUUCCAUGUUAAUGUUGAUUCCCCUUCAUCUUAGCGUGGUUCGUUGCUUUGUCUGAAUAGGAAAGUUCAAAAUCGAUGUACAUACCUAUGUUACUUUUUUUUGGUAAUUUUGAUUAAAAUAAUAUUGUUUAUACUUUGAGAAAAUAAAAAACGUUUUUUUAAAUCAAA
Planococcus citri (citrus mealybug) is the source of this 2096-nucleotide messenger RNA. RefSeq names its product kelch-like protein 7. The transcript has 2 exons. Gene Ontology annotation, molecular function: protein binding. The record is from RefSeq and is a predicted model, not a curated record. Lineage: Eukaryota; Metazoa; Arthropoda; Insecta; Hemiptera; Pseudococcidae. Bases 226 to 1962 code for a protein of 578 amino acids.